AUGGCUCAAGAAAAGAAGUCCGAAUUCACCGUCUCCUACAGCUCCCCCUCCAACGAGCCCUUCGCCAUCACGAACAGCAUCCCGGCACCCUCCACAUCCUCAGUCCAGGACAAGACCACCUACCUGAGUGCUCUGCGCGAGGCCGUCACCUCCGCCCAGGACCAGAUCAACAAGGAGCUCACGGAUCGAAUGGAGCAAGACAAGUCACGAGCGACCGACGGCAACCCAGCCGCCGCCAAGGGCGUCGACGAAGCACUAGAGGAGGAAAAUUACGGCGAGGAGGUCCAGGGCGAGGACUGA
Messenger RNA from Clonostachys rhizophaga, 300 nucleotides. The record is from the annotation of a GenBank genome assembly. Lineage: Eukaryota; Fungi; Ascomycota; Sordariomycetes; Hypocreales; Bionectriaceae.